Vanrija pseudolonga is the source of this 513-nucleotide messenger RNA. RefSeq lists its product as uncharacterized. NCBI's taxonomy places the organism in Eukaryota, Fungi, Basidiomycota, Tremellomycetes, Trichosporonales, Trichosporonaceae. The transcript has a single exon. Bases 1 to 513 code for a protein of 170 amino acids. The record is from RefSeq and is a predicted model, not a curated record.
AUGUUCUUCAACGUCAAGGCUAUCGCCGUCGUUGCGGCCCUCCUCAACGUCGCCUUCGCGGUGCCCGUCGCUGAAACCAAUCCCGAGGUUGCCUCGGAGGCUAUAACGUUUGAUAAGCGGGCCGCCUCGUACGCCAUCUGGCUGGUGCGCGAUCAGAAGUUCGACUGGACCUUCAAGACUCCUUUCGCCGGUAAAGCGUGGUUCGGCUACGCGCUGUACGACGAUGGAUCGACCUGCGACCGCCGCUACAAUGAGAGGAUGGACAAAACCUACGGCGCACGUAACGACGCGGCUUUCGACCCAUCUCCGGACCGGCCGCUGAAGUUUAGCGACGUGAAGGGCUGCGGCACGGUCGACUUUUGGGUGGCGAACGGCGGCACCAACCUCGUAGCGUACAAGGCCGGCGGGAACGGCCAAAUGAUCGGUUACUGCUGGCCCAAGCGCUCAGAAAGCCAGGGACUCUGCAUGCCGUGGAACCAGUACACGCCCCAGUGGCCUUGCAUCCUCAACUAA